Molecule: messenger RNA, 687 nt
Organism: Dracunculus medinensis (Guinea worm)
Lineage: Eukaryota; Metazoa; Nematoda; Chromadorea; Rhabditida; Dracunculidae
Source: the annotation of a GenBank genome assembly
AUGAAGGAUUUAACGUUACUGAAAAAGUAUUAUAAAAAUGUAAUGAAAAAUGUAUUACAGCAUGCAUUCUAUAGCUUUGUUCCUCCAAAUACUUGUGGUCGAAUAUCGAUUACAAUUGUGGAAGCGAAGUUAGCUAAAAAUUAUGGACUUGUUCGCAUGGAUCCGUACUGUCGAAUACGAAUUGGAAAUACUGUUUUUGAGACACCAACAAGUAUUAGUGGUGGCAAAUCACCUAAGUGGAAUCGUAUUGUUAAUGCAUAUUUGCCGUACGGUGUUGAAUCGGUUUAUCUGCAAGUGUUUGAUGAAAGAGCUUUCACAGUUGAUGAAUGUAUUGCGUGGUCGCAUAUCGUUUUACCUAAUGGUAUUUUCAACGGCGAAGUGAUUGAUGACUGGUACCAACUUUCUGGUCAACAGGGUGAAGGAAAAGAAGGAGCAAUUAAUCUUAUUACUUCAUUUACACCUGUUGAUGCAUCUCCUGGAGCAUAUAUGAAUAUCUCUUCAGUACCACAACGAGGUAAUGUAAUUUUUUUCAAAGCAAAUGCUGCCAUUACAAAUGAAGAUGUUUCUGAAAUGCAAGCAAUGUUCCCAUCAAUUGAUAUGGAGAUUAUAAGAUGUAUCCUGGAAGAAAAAAAUGGAAAUAAGGAAGCAGCUGUUUCGGCAAUUUUAGAAAUGACAGCUGAAUCGUAA